GGCCAGUCCAAGCUGGCUGGGUCUGUCUGAGCUGAUCGGAGUGGCCGACAUUUUUGCUGACUAGAGUCAUGCUAUCUUUGCCAGUUUGCUGGAAUAGACACAGACACGGAUUGGAUCACGCUGAAGACAUUCCUGUCUUGUGAAGCAAGUCUGUUUGUAUUUUAAGUUUGCCAGGACUAAUGAAUUAAAACAUUUGGACUCUCCAUAACUUGCUGUUUAUCAAUGCCCCUGACAGGAGGAGGGUUUUCUUUUGCUCUUGCUUUUUCUAGAAACAUGACAACAUCCUGGCUGUUGGAGAGGCAAGGAAAGGAGAGAGAGGGUUGUGGAGGGAAGCGGAACUCAGGUCCCAUGGGACACGGGGGUCUGGGGGCAGAGCAGGUAGCAGUGUGCAGCUCUGACAGCUGUCCCUGCCCCUCAGUGUCAGGAGCUGCUAUGCAGCAGGUGCAGCCUGGUCUCUCACUGAGUCUUUGCUCCACAAAGGCAACAACUAGCCAAGGCAGUGGCUGGCCCUGGAUUACACAAGUGCAGACACUCAACUAAGUGAGCUGGAAGACCCAGGAGAAGACCGGGCCUCAGGUGCCCACAUGAUUAGCACAGCCAGGGUACCUGCAGAUAAGCCAGUCCGCAUCGCCUUCAGCCUCAAUGACUCCUCAGAUGAUCCACCUCCUGAAGACUCCAUUCCUUUGGUCUUUCCAGAAUUAGACCAGCAGCUGCAGCCGCUACCGCCCUGUCAUGACUCCGUGGAAUCCAUGCAGGUGUUCAAGCAGCACUGCCAAAUCGCAGAGGAGUACCAUGAAGUCAAGAAAGAAAUUGCCCUCCUGGAGGAAAGGAAAAAGGAGCUCAUCGCCAAGCUGGACCAGGCAGAAAGAGAGAAGGUGGAUGCUGCCCAACUGGUUCAGGAAUUUGAGGCUCUGACGGAGGAGAACCGGACACUGAAGUUGGCCCAGUCACAAUGUGUGGAACAGCUGGAAAAACUUAGAAUACAGUAUCAGAAGAGGCAGGGCUCAUCCUAACUUGAAAUGAUUAAAUGUAAGUGUAAGACAGUGGUGAUUGCUAUAUACUGGCUGAAAGAAUUUAUUUUAAAGGGAUGGCCAGUAAAACCUAUUGUUUCUCAUUAUUACCCACAUAGCAAAUGUCUAUAAUAUAUGUAAUCUUCUUUAGGAACAUGUGAUCACAAUAUACAUUAGGGUGGAGAAUGAUAAAAAUAAAGUAUCGAUUGACCCCCUCUAAGAAUCAUGAGCCAUGAAACAAACCAGUGAGAUUCUCAUUGUAGCUGCACAUCUGUGCACGGAUAAACUUCAUGCCUUUGACAUUUCAAGUCUGCUCAAAUAUAAACCGUUGCUAUUUCUCUGCAUGUAUUUAUGUUCACUAGAGUCACAUGUAAGCCUUCCAUGAUUGAUUGUCCUAAGAAUAAAUGGUUGAAGACUAUAAAAGCUUUCUCACGAAAAUAUUAGCAAGAAAUCAUGCUUGUGCCAAAAUUUCAUUCUCCCGUGCUGACUUUCUGUUGCAAUAAAGACACAGAAAACUC
Molecule: messenger RNA, 1528 nt
Organism: Dipodomys ordii (Ord's kangaroo rat)
Lineage: Eukaryota; Metazoa; Chordata; Mammalia; Rodentia; Heteromyidae
Gene: Map3k7cl
Product: MAP3K7 C-terminal like
Exons: 5
Coding region: 585-1013 (142 amino acids)
Cellular component (GO): nucleus; cytosol
Source: RefSeq, a predicted model, not a curated record